This is a messenger RNA of Sclerotinia trifoliorum, 3893 nucleotides long. NCBI's taxonomy places the organism in Eukaryota, Fungi, Ascomycota, Leotiomycetes, Helotiales, Sclerotiniaceae. The record is from the annotation of a GenBank genome assembly.
AAAUGGGGAUUUCCCCCGCCAUUUCAAACAUCCACCAUUGCACUUCCUCAUAUACUAACGCACUUAUCAUUAACACCAAUUUUCAAACAAACUAGCAAAUUAUUCACUAGCCAUCUUGGAGAUUGCCCUAAUUCCUCCCUCCAUUCAAUUAUGUUUCCAAUUUUCCAAGCAGAUCCUGCAAGCCAAGAGCUAUCAUACAUUCACAAACAUUUGGAUCAUCAAGCUUAGGAUGCUCUUAGAUCCUUGCACAUUUCAUAUGUAGAAAAAGGGAUAUUCCCUCAUUUCUUUGUUUGUAUGUACCUGAGAUGUAUUUGAUAUACUAUCUUAUUUUGGUGCCCCAAUAACCAAGACCCAGCCUACCUUGACGUCUGAGCACUAGUGCUAAUAACUAAACCCUUAUCAGUCACUUUUCCUCUCUCUAUUAGCCUUCCACUUCUUGAUGCUGAUUUCACCUCGAAGAUAACCUCUUGACAACAACCUCAGCUUGUUCUACUUGCCAUCAUGGCGACCCUUACUACGACUUUGACUGAGUCGAUUGCGACCGUCACUUCGACGAUUGCAACUGCCGUCACUAAAGCCAGUAGUUCGGCCAGCCCUACUUCAACAACUCGCGCCACUCCUCAAGGCGGGAUUUUAGAGGGAGGCAAUCCUACAGUUUACAGUCCCUCAAAUCCCAUUGUUCUGUUCAUCAUCCAGGUAUGUCUCCUUUUCCUGAUGAUUUGCGCUUUCUGGGGCAGCGUCAUGGUGUAACGUGGGGUUGUUUUGAAGAGUGCCAUGCGGUUUAUGCAGGAUUUGAUCUGCAAGGUGCCAGAUUUGCACAGCAACGACACUCGGCCAACAGAAUCAUACUAUGCGCGACAGGAAUGGGUUUAGCUAAUCUGUGUUUAACACCAGGCCGGCAUCAUCAUCAUUUUUUGUCGUAUUCUUCAUUACCCGUUGUCUAAACUUCGACAACCUCGAGUUAUCGCAGAAGUAAUAGGUGGAAUCAUUUUAGGCCCUUCAGUCAUGAUGCGCAUUCCUGGGUUUCAAGAAACCAUUUUUCCUGUCGCCUCUAUGCCAGUUUUGAAUAUGGCCGCCAAUCUCGGAUUGAUACUCUUCCUUUUCCUGGUUGGUUUGGAAGUUAAUAUGCGGCUUUUUCUUGGUAACUGGAGAGUAGCUCUGAGUGUAGGACUUGCCGGAAUGAUUCUGCCAUUUGGCUUGGGUUGCGCCGUUGCUUGGGGCCUUUAUAAUGAAUUCCGCCAUGAUGCAGGGACUGUACCUAUAUCAUUCCCUGUCUACAUGCUAUUCGUUGGGACAGCUCUUGCGGUACGACAUCAAUUUCAAUUUCUUCAGACGUUUACUGACAUCCACGAUAGAUUACAGCUUUCCCUGUUCUCUGCAGAAUUCUUACGGAAUUGAAACUUCUCGCUACACCUGUCGGAGUUACAGUUCUCGCUGCUGGUGUCGGAAAUGAUGUGACAGGCUGGAUCCUUUUAGCCCUUUGCGUUGCACUGGUCAAUAACGGAUCGGGACUAGCAGCACUAUGGGUGUUGCUUGUUUGUGUUGGAUGGUGUCUUUUCUUGGUAUUCGCUGUUCGUCCAGUUUUUAGAUAUAUUCUUCGCCGUAACGGAAGUCUCGAAAACGGCCCCUCUCAGGGAAUGGUUGCUCUCACAAUAUUGCUUGUUUUGACGUCCUCUUGGUUUACUGCUGUCAUUGGAGUUCACGCUAUCUUUGGAGGUAAUGGCAAAUUUAUCUUGAAUAAUGUGGAUUUUACUAACUCUGUCUCAGCUUUUCUCGCUGGACUCAUAUGUCCUCAUGAAGGUGGUUUUGCUAUUCACAUCACGGAAAAGAUUGAAGAUCUCGUUGCGGUACUACUUCUUCCACUUUAUUUCGCAUUGUCUGGCUUGAGCACCAAUCUCGGCUUACUCAACGAUGGUAUCACAUGGGGUUAUGUCAUUGCAAUUAUUGUAGUCGCAUUUUCUGGCAAAAUUAUUGGGGGCACGCUUGCUGCUAAGGCUUGUAAGCUUGUUUGGCGUGAAAGUCUCAGUAUUGGAGUUUUGAUGAGUUGUAAAGGUCUCGUAGAAUUGAUUGUUCUUGUAAGUGGAAUUUUUACAAGGCGCCGACACAGUCCAUUGCUAACAUCUAUAGAACAUCGGUUUACAAGCGAAGAUUUUGUCUACGAGGACAUUCACUAUAUUUGUCGUGAUGGCACUUGUCACAACCGUUGCCACAACGCCAUUGACAACCGCGUUGUAUCCUCCCUGGUACCAGAAGAAACUUGAUGCCUGGAAAAAAGGAGAGAUAGACUGGGAUGGAAAUAGACUUCAUCCGGAGGGUGAGGAAUAUACCCCAGACCGCUCGUUGGAAAAGUUGGAAUCCACUCAAAUUCGACGACUCCUUGUUUAUCUUAGACUUGAUAGUCUUCCUAGCUUGUUCACCUUCAUCGCACUAUUAGGUGGGGAUAAUACUAGUACGAUUACCAAAGUACAUAGGUCGAAAGCCGAGUUAGAAACAGUGGAUGAGGAUGGACCACCUUCGUCAUCGAAUGAUUCCAAGAAACAACCACUUGAGGUUCAUGGUGUCCGGAUGCUAGAGCUUACCGACCGUACAUCUUCAGUCAUGGCCGAGGUGGAUGAAUACACCUAUCGUGAUCCCGUAGUCAACGCUUUCCGUACCUUUGCUCAGUUGAAUAACGUCGCUGUCUCCGGGGGAGUUUCCGUUGUUCCCGAAUCGGAUUACGCCGAAGCUUUGACCACACAAGCAUCAGAUCACUUUUCUGACCUAGUUCUCAUCCCUUGGACUGAACCUAGUACUCUACCGAUUAAUGAAGCCCAUCAUGAAUCAUUCUCUAGCGGCCUUCAGGAUAUUUUUAUCCAAAAGACGCUGGAGAUAGCUACUUGCAACAUUGCCAUUUUCAUCAAUCGUGGCUUUGGUGGACCAACUUUAAGAGAGCCCCGCAAUCUCUCAGCAAGUGCUAGUCGACUCAGUCUCCGCAGUAGUAGCCGUGCAGAAAGGAUUGCUCCCAUCGCGGAUCGUAGCCAUCAUGUUUACUUUCCAUUUUUCGGUGGUGCUGAUGACCGUGUCGCUCUCCGUUUCGUUCUCCAACUUGCGCAAAACAGUAAUAUCACAGCCACCAUUAUUCAUUUUAUCACUCCUAUUCACAAUCCAAAGACUCCUGAAGUUACGCAUAGCUCGCGCCCAGUUACUGCUUCCGGUUCGCAACAUGGUGGAAGUUCCGGCUCUGGGAUACGUAUUACCGAGCGGGUGGACACCGAGGAUCUUUACAAUGCUGCUGCGUCUGACACCUCCCUUUUACACACAUUACGAGACUCCUUACCUCAGGCAUUGGCUAAUAGAGUCGUCUUCGUUGAUGUCAAGACUACAACACCAUUAACCGAUUGUCUACAUCACGCAAAGGUGGAGAUGGGUCAAAGCCCUCGAAAUGCAGGAGACUUGAUUGUUACAGGUAGAGGCAAAACUUCCAUAAUCAAGGCUUUGAUUCAGGAAGAAAGUGCCAGUGGAGAGAGUGGAAAGGAAAUGAGGAAAACCAUAGGAGUUGUGGCGGAAUCAUUGGUUAAUAGUGGAGUUAGAGGGAGUGUUUUGGUUAUUCAAGCUGGAGGUUCCGGUUUGGAAAGCUGACAAGUUGAUGAAAGGGAUCAAGUAAUUCCCGAUGAUAUUCACGAUUUAUUUUAUGCGACGUUGAUUUAGCCGGAUAUACAAUUGGGAUUUAGGCGCAUAUGGAACUUCACUAUAGGAUGGGUUUAGUGUUUCUGGAAUACAAUACCUUGCGACGCGAUAUGGAAGGACAGUCCUGAUAGAUUUUUCAUCAUAUCUAGUUGGAAAUACAUAUAGUUGUUUAAUUUGACGAUUUUCACAGGGCUAUUUUAUGAUGGCGUUUUAUCGUGGUUUAGAUU